GUAUUCUCAUUAUUCUGUGUACAGUCACGUCACACAUACUCUUUACUUGAAUACGUACACAGCGCACGUCUUUCUCAUCCAGAUCAUUCAUACUACAUGUAUGAAAAUGCUCACCACGACCAUCUUGUUCGUGUUUUUAGCCACAGCAGUCGCACAAGAUCAUGAUGUUCGCCUAUCGAAUGUCGGCGGCAAACAGGGCCGAGUCGAGGUCCUGAACAACGGUCAAUGGGGCACUGUCUGCAGGGAUGGUUGGGGCUUCUUUGACGCCUUGGUGGUAUGCAAGCAACUCGGAUUCCCAUGGCUUGCCAAGUACGGAUGGAAGCAUGAUGCAGGCAACGGGACGGGACCGGUCUGGCUGAGUAACGUAAGGUGUAAGGGGUCGGAGACCAGACUGGACGAGUGCGCAAACGACGGAUGGAUGGAGCACCAGUGUGCGGAUGCCGGUCAUGCCGCUGCAGUGAAGUGCUUGGACCAGGACGAAUGGAAAGAUCCUGAUUCCAUUGGCGACGUGCAUUUAAGCGGCGGCAGCAUAAUUCCCGAUAGCGAGGGGCUAGCACUGCUCAAACUUGAUGUCGUCAAAUAUGACAAUUAUCGUUUUAUGGUGUGCGACCACGGCUGGGAUAUCGCCGACGCUGAUGUUAUCUGCCGCCAGAAAGGCUUCCACUCGGCACACCGCGCCAUCACUGGAUCCUACUUCGCAAAACCGACCCCCACGUCAGUUGCCACUUACGAAUCGUAUCUGGCCACCGACUUUGCCUGUACUGGUAAUGAGAGCCACAUCCUUCAGUGUCCCGCCAAGGCUUGGUUCCAGGAUGAAUGUCCGACUGGGAACCAGGCCGGAGUCAUCUGUAAUAAAAUCAAAGAGCCCGACGAUUUCCAGGUACGACUAGUGAAUGGUACCAACCCCAAUGAGGGCCGUCUGGAGGUCCACCUCAACGGGACCUGGGGUAGUGUCUGUCAAGAGAAGGAUAAUUACAACUUCGCCUGGCGAGGGAGUAAUGUGAUCUGCAAGCAGCUGGGGCUUGGCUACGGUCUUGACACACCCUCCGACGGCCGCUUCGGCCGGGGUUCCGGACCCGUGAUGAUGGGCGACUAUAUCAGUUGUGCCGGAGGCGAAUCGUCGCUUGUACAGUGUUACACUGGUUUCAAGGAGCCAGAUAAGGACUGCUUGAGCGAGUCGGACACUUACGAAGUGAACGUCAUUUGCAGCGGUCCAAUUCCAGAGUCCCGCCACCCUGCGAGACUUUUAAGUAAUUUGGAGAAGGAGAUUGGCACCGUGUUAAUCUAUCACGACGGUCGUUGGGGAGCUGUUUGUUCAGAGGGCUGGACUGAGGCAAACUCCGAGGUCGUCUGCAGAGAGCUUGGAUUCGGACCGCCGUUAUCGACAGUAACCUAUAUGGAUAGUGGACCGAUGUUUCUAAGUGGUGUGUCUUGUAAGGGAGACGAGGAGACCUUGGACCAGUGCGAUCGGGGAGAAUGGUACCAACACGACUGCACUGAUUCAAUGUACGUUCUCCUUUUGUGCGCCGUGGCUGGAGCUAGCUCCGUAGUUCAGUCUUCCAUCAGUGUCCUGCUCGUCAGCUUGUUGGUAUUAACCUGCUUGAAAUAAAGCGUGAAAAAGUAAACGUUCGAAGGGACAAAUUUAAUGUAGCUGUAGGAAUUGUAUUAGAUCAUAAGCAACAUUUAACCAUAACUUGUAUCAUAUUUUACCAUAAGGGCGUCCCUUUUUAUAUCUAUGGUUCUAAUUUCCUUAUUUUUUGCUUUCCUUAUAUUUAAUCAGGCCCUUUCUCUGAUCCCACCCCCAGCGUAUAUAGGAUACAUAUACAUAGGGUGGAAAGAUAACUUGAUUGAUCACUUGCUUCACACGAUGGAAUAAUUAUUCAAAUUAAUAUCCCAAUAAAAAAAUAAUAACUAUCAGAUCAUCCACCGCACACUUUCAGUCCGAAUAUUAAACUGUAAACCAGGUUUACAUAUCCUUGAUAAUAAUAAUGGUCCACAAUCACAGAUUAUCCGUCUUUUAUAUAUUAUUCUUAUAUAAGAAUAAGUAAAAACGGCACACCAGUAGCUCCUGACGGCCAUAUCGGUAAGAGGCCAAGGCGUCUGUAUCUGGGGAAAGAUCACCCAGCGAUGUUUUCCUCUACCAUUCAUAAAAUAAAUAGUUAGUCUUUGGUUGCAUUUCUCAUGUUUUUCUUUCAUCGAAACCAUAGUGGGGUAUAAUUAGGCCGCUAAUGUCCCAACACACACUCAAAGGCUAGAAGGAGGCUCUGCAUGCAGUGUGUAAAGUGAACUACAGCUUUGUGUGAAAGCUGGUUGGGUGUGAACGAUGACAAAAGGAAUGACGAUGCAAAUGAAAUUGGUGUCAAUUAGCAGUCAAGUGUGAGAAAUAUACCUAAACCACUGCAUUAAGUGUCGCCAGUUCACUUUAUACAAGAAAGUAACUCAUAAACCUGGUAUUUUUUUUUGGAAGGCGGCUUAUAGCUUUUGGAAGGGAGACGAACUCGUACCCCAAGCAAAAUGCUUGUUGUUUGGCGGAUAAUCGUAUAUGACGUCUGAUUGCAUUGCAUAUAGCGGAUGUCGAAAGAGGCACUAUGCCAUUCCGUUUGCAAAAACAUGAAUGUGUUUACACUCAAUGAACAUGUGUAAACUAUACUGAAAUGUUACAUUGGAAAUAAGGUUGUUAAUAUAAUUUCAUAAUUAGCAACAGCUUCAAUUAGCGUUAUUUUUUAACUAAAUCAAUAGAAAAACAGUUGAGGUGGGCACUAUUAUCCGACGAGAGGUAAAUAUUGCAUCAAGUUAUUAUUUCAAGUUGGACACCAAACGAACAAACUAAUUACAGAUUUUGGUUUUGGUACCAAGGCAUACCUAAAAUUACCCAGUCUUGGUGGUAAAAUAAUUAGCUUUUAAGUGGAAGGCCAUAUAGUAAGUGAUAUAAUAAAUAGAUUUCCACACUUGUGUAAUAAUGUGUGAAAACAGUGCGGUAUGUGAAUAUUAUAAUACACACUCUUAUCCUGUCAGAUUGGACCCGGAAUCCAGGUCAUAUUUCACCUUUUACUUUUCAAUGUGAAAAUUACACUUUUCUCGGUCAAAAAGACACACUUUUGCCAAGGUUUCCUGGUCAAAAUGAACCGGAAAGUUAUCUGGAGAAAUGUCAUUGAUUUUUACCCGUAAAGAUGACAUUCUGACCAUGGAAAGUAUCAGGUCAUAUUUGGCCCAGAUUGCCGCUCAAAUCUGGCCGGGACGUAUAGUUGAAUGUGAUGGGUUUUCCUUAAAGAUGCUAAGCCUUGUCUUCUUUCAUGUGCGUUCCCAGUGGUAUUUUCGACUUUCAUCUCGAAAAAUAGAUUCCUUUUCUUAAUUGCUAUUUUUUUCUAGCAAUACAAAAUCUAUUCACUUUUGAAUGAGACAUCGACGGAAAAAAAUCGGUCAAUGUUUAGUUAUUUUAACUUAUUUAACAUUACUUUACUAUUUGGAAUUUUUGGCUGCCGGACAAUAGUUCCGUUCUCGCGGGGUAGGCUGAUUAAUGUACGGACCAGGGGUCAGUCUGCUCGAAAGGCGAAUCUGCAUGUUCAAUUUGUUUCCAAAACAAACACAAAUACAACCUUUUUCAGAGGGUUGAAGAAGUCCAACAAAAGGGGGAAGGAGCCUUGUUUUUUUGGAACGUGGGAAUAAAACAAAAAACAUACAAGUUGAACAUGUAUUACUAGAAAUAAGAUCGAAUUUGUUGAAGAGCAUUGGGAACACAACUUAAAUAUCAAUGUGGUUCUUAUAAUCUAUUUUUUACGAAUGUUAAAUUUUAAAACGUCAAACGCAGUGUUUCUAAGCAUCGGGCAGAGUUGAAUAUGCUUCCAUUUGCAGGGACAUUCGAUUAGUCUUCUUGUGUUUGUAUAUUUUCGGUCUGAAAUUUGUAAUUUGUGAUUUAUAACAUUUUAGCAUCAUACGUAGCUGUUGAAACAUGCAGUUCCUUUUUUCUGCAAGUAAUUCCUAGUGUACAUUUGGAAGAUGUUCUUGGAAGACGGAAUAAAAUCACCACUGGUAUUGUGUAAAUUCCCUGAU
Messenger RNA from Patiria miniata (bat star), 4050 nucleotides. RefSeq names its product deleted in malignant brain tumors 1 protein-like. Gene Ontology annotation, cellular component: membrane. NCBI's taxonomy places the organism in Eukaryota, Metazoa, Echinodermata, Asteroidea, Valvatida, Asterinidae. The transcript is spliced from 7 exons. The coding region runs from base 101 to 1609 and encodes 502 amino acids. The record is from RefSeq and is a predicted model, not a curated record.